Molecule: messenger RNA, 567 nt
Organism: Diversispora eburnea
Lineage: Eukaryota; Fungi; Glomeromycota; Glomeromycetes; Diversisporales; Diversisporaceae
Source: the annotation of a GenBank genome assembly
AUGACUGAAACUGAAACAACAAAUACUUUCUGUGGGACACCAGAAUAUCUAGCACCUGAAUUGUUAUUAGGACAAGGUUAUACAAAAACUGUGGAUUGGUGGACAUUAGGCGUCUUAUUAUUUGAAAUGUUGACGGGGUUGCCACCUUUCUAUGAUGAAAAUACGAAUGAAAUGUAUAGAAAAAUUUUACAGGAUGAACUAAGAUUUUCCGAGGAAGUUGGGAGUGAAGCUAGAAGUUUAUUAACGGGGUUACUGACCCGAGAUCCCAAUGUUCGUCUUGGUAAUAAUGGUGCCCAAGAAAUUAAAGAUCAUCCUCUCUUUAUGUCUAUUGAUUGGAAGAAAUUGAUGCAAAAGAAAGUUCAACCACCAUUCAAACCUAGUGUUGAAUCAGCUAUUGAUACUUCAAAUUUUGAUGAAGAAUUCACUUCUGAAACACCUCAAGAUUCAUUGGUGAAUGAUUCACAUCUUUCCGAAACUGUGCAACAACAAUUUGCUGGUUUCACAUUUAAUCCAACUCAUGAAGGCGUUAUGAGUGGGAGUAUGGCAAAUUCGGUAGGCGAUCUUUGA